GACGCAUAUGGAAAGUUCUUGCUUGUUUAGCGAAAGAGUUUUUCCGCCAUCAUGUCGUACAUUGUGGAGAGAUUUGAAGAAAAAGCUAAGUUUAUAAACGAAAGCGAAGCCGAAUUGAUUCGAGAGAAACUCGAAAUCCUCGUAAGAAACAUCGUAACCCAGGUGGAAAAGCACGACAGCCGAUUUCAGAGUACAUUGGUCAAAAGCGGAAGCGUUUACGAAGGAACCAAAGUUCGUGAGCCAAAUGAGUUUGACUUCAUGAUUCAAAUGGAUUCUCUUACGAACACGCCAUUACUUUGUCCCUGUGACAAAGGCGAUGGAUAUGCGAAGCUCUCCCUCGAAAGCCGUGAAUGGGAAGACUUUAAAGAUGCCGAUGGCUUUUUCAGUCCAAAUCUGCUGUCCCGCUUCUUCAAGAAGCUUGUGAAUAAAUCGCUUGACGAUAUCAAAGUACCUGAAGGUUUGGCCGUACUACGAACGAGACCAUCAUUAUUUAAAGAAACGUGGUGGCCUGUGUAUGCAGAUCUGCUCGGAGAAAGUGGUGAAGAAAGCCAAUCUGGUGCUAUGUACUCGGAAAAUCAUGGUCCAGCUACAACACUUUAUAUACGGUGGCAAGGAGGAAGUAGUUAUAAGGAUUUAACGAUGAGUGUUGAUCUAACACUGUCCAUAGAUUACCCCAUAUCCAAACUCCUUGUUCCGCUGGCAGAAAUCCCUUUGGCCGAGGCGAAUAGCAUUCUUCAGAGGUGCGGAUUUCACGUCGUUCCCGCGGGACUUGACAGUUGGCGCAUUUCGUUUUCUGUGGUCGAGAAAGAAGUUCUGGCAUCUUCUUCUGACGGCUUCCAAACGUGCUACCGAAUACUGAAAAUCGUGAGAGAUGUUGUGUGUGAGAAUCUUGGAUGGGAUGCAUCUCUGGUUCCGUCGUACGUGUUCAAGACAGUUCUUCUUUCUCAGCUGUUCACGAAUGGUCAUCCCUGGGAGAAGGAUCGUCGCUCCCAAACGAUAAUCGAACAUUUGGAUCACGUUAUACAAGGUGUGAAAGCGGAAAAGAUUCAGAGUUGCUUUCUGAGGAGGUACAACCUGCUUUCUCCAUCCGAUCACGAGAACAAGCUGCGCCAGUGUGUCUUGGAGGAAAUGCUGCGUGUGAUGAGAGGAAUAGAAAUGGCCUUUUCUAGGGAAGAAGCUAGAGAAAGAAAACUGCAGAUAAGGGUCUUGGAAAUGGUUGAUGUCCUCGACUACAUGAUCUCGUCUUUUCUUCGUGGAAAGAAUCUUUCUGUUGUCUGGAAUAAAGUGUUUGUCAACAUCAACAACGUCCCAAACGCUAGAAAGCAUGGUUGGUUCACGAAUGAGCUUACCGACCUUAACUGCACAGAGCUUAGUGAGAAAGCUUAUUUCAAGUUGAUUCAGAUAUGGAAUUUCACAGAAGAUUUCUUCAGGAAAUUAUUAAUCUCACUUAAAGGGGAACUGAACUUAUUGGCUCAGAAGUUUAAGAUCUUGCUUUUUAUGAAGAAAGAGAACUUCGAGCGUCAACAUAUGCGUCUAAAAGAAAAUGAAGUUGAAAAAGUGUCCCUCCAUCAAUUUGCCUUGGAGUUUAUAGAUGAUAGUUUUGUUGACUGUUACGUCGAGGACGAAAACUCAACUUUGCCAAACCUUCAUAAAGCAAUCCGUCCUGAAUUUAAAUCAUCAGGUUUCUUCCAGGGUGUUGCUGAAGUGGCAACGAGAGAGGGCAGUAGCAGAGGCCUUGCUCAGCUGAAACAGCAGUUAGAGCAGUACCUUUUCAUGGUCCCUGAGGAGUACCUCAUGGACGGCAUUGUCGACUAUGUCAGGCACAUAAUUGUUCAUGCCAAAGAAGUAUUGAAACUUAAACUUGAGCAUGUCUCAAUUCCAGAGUUGGAUCUAGAUUAGGCACAUUGAACUUUAAUAUAUUUUGCUUUGACUUGGUUACUGAAAAUCUAAUUUUACUGUAUAUCGUUGGGUAUAAAUAUCAAGAUAUUACAAUAACUACGAUAAAUAAGACGAUUCACCAUCCAUGUUUUAGAGCUGAUAAAGGCAUAGCAAGGCACGUCGACGCAAGCAGCGUUCUCUGUACUCUUAUCGACUAGAGCAAAUUGGCCAAUCAGUUUGCGACAUUACUGCCAAUUGUGGUCAAAACAUAUUGCCUACUAUAGAGAAUUUGAAGCAAUACUAUAUUUGCAAAGUAAAAAUAUGUUUCAACGGUAAAAAACAAACGUUUGAACUUAAGCGAACUUUAUGGAUAUAGAAUAUUUAUUUUCAACAACUUGUCCAAAAGCUGUGUGGUUUUCCUGUGAUAAAGAAAUGCUUUAUUGUUUAUUUUUCCCCUUUUACUGUAUUUACGGAAUCUCCCUACCAGUGUGUGUCGGUAAUUAAUUAUCUCAGUUGUAAAUAUUCGCAUGAAUUAAGAACUGAAUUGACUUCA
This is a messenger RNA of Pocillopora verrucosa, 2431 nucleotides long. RefSeq names its product cyclic GMP-AMP synthase-like receptor. NCBI's taxonomy places the organism in Eukaryota, Metazoa, Cnidaria, Anthozoa, Scleractinia, Pocilloporidae. The record is from RefSeq and is a predicted model, not a curated record.